AUGACACAUAAUGUGGAAAUGUCUGCCCCUUUUAAGGUCAAUGGCAAGGAACCACGUCAGACAGAUAACUUUAUUUACCUGGGUAGUAUCAUUACACCAGAGGGCGGCACAAAGGAGGAAAUACACAGCAGACUGGGCAAAGCCAGGAGAGUAUUUAGGGAAAUGAAUAACACCUGGAGGUCUGCACAGUACAGCACCAGCACCAAGCUGAAGCUUUACCAGAGCUGUGUUGUGUCAACUCUCCUUUAUAGAUCGGAGUGCUGGAGAAUAACGGAGACAGAUCUUGGCAAGCUACGAUCCUUCCAUACCACCUGCCGAAUGCUCAGGAUUUUCUUGCCUGAGAAGAUAACAAACGAAGACCUGCUGAGGAGAUGCAAACAAGAGGACAUGGGUACCAUCAUAACCAAGCACCGAUGGAGGUGGAUUGGACAUGUUCUCCGAAAAGACCCCCAGUCAACAGCUAGAGCAGCACUACAUUGGACACCAGAGGACAAAAGAAAGAGGGGUAGGCCUAGAACAUCAUGGCGAAGGACAGUAGAAGGCGAGAUGAAGGCAAUGAACCAGACCUGGGGAUCGUUGACAAGGCUAGCCCAGGUCAGGCAAGGGUGGAGGAAGUUUGUUGCUGCCCUACACACCAUACGGUGUAAAGGAAGAAGAAGAAGAAGAAGAAGAUGA
Molecule: messenger RNA, 675 nt
Organism: Saccostrea cuccullata (small rock oyster)
Lineage: Eukaryota; Metazoa; Mollusca; Bivalvia; Ostreida; Ostreidae
Exons: 1
Coding region: 1-675 (224 amino acids)
Source: RefSeq, a predicted model, not a curated record